Molecule: messenger RNA, 1851 nt
Organism: Toxotes jaculatrix (banded archerfish)
Lineage: Eukaryota; Metazoa; Chordata; Actinopteri; Toxotidae
Gene: olfml1
Product: olfactomedin-like 1
Exons: 8
Coding region: 384-1601 (405 amino acids)
Biological process (GO): signal transduction
Source: RefSeq, a predicted model, not a curated record
GGACUGUGGGUGAGGCUCACUUGGAUCCAAAACCCACUGGAGCAAAGACUGAUUAGAGAAACAAGACAAAGUUCUGGGGCUACAGCUCAAACAGGACUAAAACACUUACCAAACUCAGCAGGACGAAAAGGAAUACUUAGCCAUAAAAGGACCAUCAAGGAUUCCUUCCAACACAGCAAGACUGCUGUAAGCUGUGACAGAAGCCAUAAGGAUUAAUCUUUUUUUCCUUUUGGAGGACUGUUUCAGUGGGUUGCACGCUGCAGGAAAGCUACAGAAGUACAGGACGAGGUCUCAUUAUCACUGACAGGGCAUUUUAGAGAGAAACACAGUGAAGUUGUUGCUGCAGUGGAUACAGUGCUGAGUUAUCGACAGAAGUGCCAGUAAUGUCAGGCAGAGUGGUUCCUGCCCUUCUCUUAUCUUUGUGUCUGACUGUGAGUUCAGUGCAGAGCCAGGGUUCCUCCCAGGAUGCCUUUAUAAUCCAGUACCUGGAGAGGAGGUUGGUUCAGAUGGAGGAACGUCUGAAUCAGUGUGAGCAAAACACAAUGAGUGCCACCCAGAAGACCUAUGACCUCUCCUCUGAGAUCAGGGGUUAUCUGUCCUCUCUUAGUGUUCUGAGAUCAGAGGUGAAGAACCAGAUGGACAGUGUGUCUGUGCGUGUAGACCGGAUGGAGAGAGAGUUGGAGUAUCUAGAGAACAAGAUCCCCACCCAGUCCAACAUCGAGAUGGAGGAGGCUCUUCUGGAACAACAGAUAAAGGCUGCAGAACUGGACCAGUUAAAGAAGAAGGCCAAGAUCAAGGUGGAUAAUGACUGCAGCACAGCCCUAAGUCAAAUCAAGUCUCUCAAGAUUGUGAAGAAGGCGGGAGACACCUUCGGCUCCUGGUUCAGGGAUCCAUCAGAAGGCUCAGCUAAGGUCUACCUGCUCAGUGGAAUUCGCAACAACACUCUGCUGGAGUAUGUCUCUCUGCAAAGUUUCACAGAGAGGACCACCGCUCCCCCAGCUAAGGUGGUGCAGCUGCCUUUCCAGUGGCAGGGGACAGGCCAUGUUGUCUACAAUGGAUUCCUCUACUACCACAAGGCAGAUACACCCAACCAGAUCCUGAAGGUAGACCUGUUGAAUGGUACAGUGGUGGAUAGCACACUUCUUCCAGGAGCAGGUCGCCUCCCAGUCUACAGUCUGAACACCAACACCUAUCUGGACCUGGCUGUGGAUGAACUCGGCCUCUGGGUCAUCCACGCUGACCCUGAGUAUGGAGGAAACCUUGUCAUUACCAAACUGGAUAAAGGAACUUUGGCAGUAGAAUAUACUUGGGAUACACAAUGUAGAAGUCGUGAUGCUGAAGGAGCGUUCCUAAUAUGUGGGACCCUCUAUGUGGUCUACAACACACGCUACGGAGGACGUUCCACCAUACAGUGUCUCUACGACAUCCACGACACCAUCCACAGCGAUGAGAGUCCUGUGAUGUUCUUCCCGAAGCGUUACACCAGCCACAGCAGCAUCCACUACCACCCCGGAGAGAAACAGCUGUAUGCCUGGGAUGAUGGCUACCAGACGAUAUACAAAGUGGAGACACGCAGAAGUGACCAAGUCAUUACAGAAUGAAGAGAACCUACAGUGCUCAUCUUUUAAAACACUUGCUUUUUCACUCCAAAAAUUAUUAUUAGCAUCAGUUUUUAGGAAAAUUAUUGUCUGAAGAGUAGCUUAUAAUUUACUGAUUUUUAGUAUAGUGAUCCUUUGCUGGCAAUGGACGCUGCCUUUAUCAGUGGUAAUCAUUCUAAACAUAAAGAUCAUGUCCACCCAAAGGCUUUCAUGCAUAGACUUUAUACUUUGUAUCACAAUAAUAAAGAGCAUU